GUUCCGGUAUGAGGGCAGGAUCGUGCGCAUAGACUGCAGCUCCUCGCCUUUCUCCCCCCUGGUCGCCCGCGACUCGCACCUCCUGACGAGAAAAGCCCACUGUGCCGAUAAUGGAUUUUACAACUUGAUGAUUCCCCCUUCAGUCGGCUGGAAUAAGCAGUCGGUGUACCGACAGGACGAACUGGUAGAUCGCCACACUGCAGUGCAGCACUGGUGAACGACCUUAUUCCAAUCACGCAACACAAGGAAGAGCGCCGGUGAUUUCCGUGGAUUUUGAGUUUCGUGGGCUGCUCUGUGGCAGUCACCGCCGCUGCGGGCGCUGGGGGAAUAGGCUAACCAGCUAGCUCUGCCUCAAAAGAAACGCUGAAUUAGCUAGCUACAUGGGCUAAUAUCGAGCAGCUAGCGCAACAAAUUAAUUCGUGUUUCUCACCUGCCAUGUGAGCGUUUUACAAGGUGCUGCUUUUAUUUUUCGGAUACCCAACCCCGGAUAUCUCACUGGGAAUAUCUUGAAUUGUUUUGUGUGAGUUGGGAAGGUCGAGACCUCGCCGGGAAUAACUUUGGCCUGAAAGUUUGUGGACCCCGGACCUGGUUUCAACCCUGAAAGGAAACAUCUCUGCCCCAAAAAGAGAAAGACAGACGACGACGUUACGUUAUGAAAACGACGCUGGAUAAACGUUUGUUGUAGAUUUCGGCGACAGUCGGGGCUCCCUCGGACGUUAGUUAGCAGCCUCACAGGUUAGCAUGUUAGCCACCUAAUUGAACCUUGUCUUGUUCAAUACAACCAACUUUUCUUCAAGCUAGCACAAGUAGCUAGCUGGCCAAAACGUCACAGCACCAGGCUGUUAGCUCGGCUCUAGUGUCGGUGCUGUAGCUCGCUUGCUCACCAUCGACGCCGAUACAUGCUAAUUGGGAACUGAAUGUUUUCAGACCGAAGCUGAAGAAAACAGCGGCUUUUCCUGUUUUGUACUUGUUGACAAACAUGGGACGUGCGGUUGCUGCUAGCUAGUUUCUAGCUAGCUGGCUAACUCGGCUAGCCGCUGAUGUGGGAUUCAACUUGUUGAUUCACGGGUUAUCUGUCGUGCUGCUAGCUGGCUAGCACUGGACAUCUGUUGGAAAUUUCCCUCUACCAUCAGCCACACGAGUUUUAAAUGCACAAGAGACACUGACGAAUCGUUCUUGUUUCACAGUUCCUUUUCCCUUUUUUGCAACUCCCAAGUCUUUCAAAAAUGUCAGCAAGGACCCCACUGAUGCAAGUCAUUGAAAAUUCGGCCGGGCAGGAGUCCAAGUCAUCAUCUGGCCGCUCCGGCAUGCCGCAAUGUCGGAACUCAGCCACAUCAGAUGAGCAGCCGCACAUUGGUAACUAUCGGUUAUUGAAAACCAUCGGCAAAGGCAACUUCGCCAAGGUCAAACUGGCACGACAUGUCCUCACUGGAAAAGAGGUGGCUGUAAAGAUCAUAGAUAAGACACAGCUCAACUCCUCCAGUUUGCAGAAGCUCUUUCGGGAGGUGAGGAUCAUGAAGAUGUUGAAUCAUCCCAACAUAGUCAAGCUCUUUGAGGUGAUAGAGACAGAGAAGACUUUGUACCUGGUAAUGGAGUACGCUAGUGGAGGAGAGGUCUUUGAUUACUUGGUGGCCCAUGGCAGGAUGAAGGAGAAAGAAGCCCGUGCCAAAUUCAGACAGAUUGUGUCAGCAGUGCAGUAUUGCCAUCAGAAGUGUAUAGUACACAGAGACCUCAAGGCGGAGAACCUGCUGCUGGACGCAGACAUGAACAUCAAGAUAGCAGACUUUGGCUUCAGUAAUGAGUUUACUCUGGGGAACAAGCUGGACACUUUCUGCGGCUCCCCGCCCUAUGCAGCCCCAGAGCUCUUCCAGGGCAAGAAGUACGAUGGGCCCGAGGUGGACGUCUGGAGCCUGGGAGUGAUCCUCUACACACUGGUCAGCGGCUCGCUGCCCUUCGACGGACAAAACCUCAAGGAGCUGAGAGAGCGCGUGCUGCGUGGUAAAUACAGGAUUCCUUUCUAUAUGUCCACCGACUGUGAGAACUUGCUCAAAAAGUUCCUCAUCCUGAACCCUUCCAAAAGAGGCAGCCUCGAGCAGAUAAUGAGGGACCGGUGGAUGAAUGUGGGCUACGAGGAGGACGAACUCAAACCCUACAUUGAACCUCAGCCAGAUUAUAAGGACCCCAGGAGGACAGACAUCAUGCUGCAGAUGGGAUUGUCUCAGGACGAGAUCCAGGACUCGCUGGUGAACCAGAAGUAUAAUGAUGUGAUGGCUACGUACCUGCUUCUGGACUAUAGGAACUCUGAGCUGGAUGAAGGUUGCAUCAAGGCCCGACCAGGAAGUGAUGUAAGCAACAUACAUGCCCCCUCCCCGCCUCACAAGGUACAGCGCAGUGUGUCGUCCAACCAGAAGCCUCAGAACCGCAGAGCCACCAACCAGGGCUCCUCCUACUCCAAGAAGGGAGGCCAGGCGGACAACCGGUCUGCAGGAGACGACUCUGGGAGGAAGAGUUCAUCAGGCAGCUCCACUACCAAGGUGCCGGCCAGCCCUCUGGUCUCCUCUGACCGCAAGAAGAGCGCCACGCCCUCCACCAAUAGCAUCCUGUCCACCGGUACAGGUCGCAGUCGGAACUCUCCUCUGACUGAGAGAGCCACGCUGGGCCAGGGCAUCCAGAACGGCAAGGACAGCCUAAACACUCCGGGCUCCCGCGCCUCCACUGCCUCGGCCGCCGCCGUCCUCUCCUCCUCCUCCUCCUCGCGUCCCCGCCACCAAAAGUCCCAUUCCUCCUCCAAUCAUCCAUGCCCCUCUGACCUGCACGCACCACGGCCCAGUGCCCCGCCACAGCGGGCACCUGGUGCCUCCCCUUCUGCCCACAACAUCAGCAGCGCCGCCGUGUCAGACCGUACCAACUUCACCAGAGGUGUGACCAUCCGCAACACGUUCCACGCAGGCCAGCAGCGGGGCGCCCGGGACCAGCAGGGCUCCGCCUACCCCGGCGGGGCCGCUUCCCCAUCACUGUCACAUGGCAACAGCCAGGCCCGGAGGACACACGGCGCCACAGGGAUUUUCAGCAAGUUCACAUCCAAGUUUGUACGCAAAAAUCUGUCGUUCAGGUUUCCGAGAAGGAGUCCGUAUGAGGGAGAGGGUCGGGAUGAGGGGAGCAGGUCUGUGCUGAGCAGUACGGUGGACAAGUCGGAGAAGACGUCCGGCGGCGUUCUCUCCUCCUCUUCCAACAACGAUGAGAACAACUCCUCACCAGGAUCUGGUAACACUGGUGGCACCGGCACUCCUCCGGCCAUCGCCAGCCAGAAGGACUCGGCCAAGCCGCGCUCGCUGCGCUUCACCUGGUCCAUGAAGACCACGUCGUCCAUGGAGCCCAUGGAGAUGAUGCGCGAGAUCCGCAAGGUGCUCGACUCCAACAGCUGCGAGUACGAGCUGCGCGAGCGCUACAUGCUGCUGUGCGUGUCGGGCAACCCGGCGCGCGACGACUUCGUCCAGUGGGAGAUGGAGGUGUGCAAGCUGCCGCGGCUCUCCCUCAACGGCGUGCGCUUCAAGCGGAUCACGGGCACGUCCAUCGCCUUCAAGAACAUUGCCUCAAAGAUCGCCAACGAGCUCAAACUGUGAGUGCGGAGGAGCAGCGAGAAGAGCUG
Stegastes partitus (bicolor damselfish) is the source of this 3649-nucleotide messenger RNA. It is a transcript of the gene mark2b, whose product is annotated as MAP/microtubule affinity-regulating kinase 2b. Lineage: Eukaryota; Metazoa; Chordata; Actinopteri; Pomacentridae. The record is from RefSeq and is a predicted model, not a curated record. The coding region runs from base 1227 to 3623 and encodes 798 amino acids. Gene Ontology annotation, cellular component: cytoplasm. Gene Ontology annotation, molecular function: ATP binding; tau-protein kinase activity. Gene Ontology annotation, biological process: microtubule cytoskeleton organization; intracellular signal transduction; protein phosphorylation. The transcript has 21 exons.